CGUUAUUAGCACGACGCUCUAACCAACUGAGCUAAUGGGCCAUGUUGAUAAUAAACAUUUUUUGGUUUUAUUUAUUGCAUGUUUUAUUUUUACAUAUGUUAUUUGUCAUCUGUAUUUAGAUCAAUGUUAAUCCAGCGUAAAACUUACGAAGUCGACAGCAAAUCGAAAAUCAAACGGAGGCGAAAGUGAUUUAAUUUAAACAUGAAAGAUGAUUACGAGACUGAGGAGAAAAAACAAGCUGCUGCAGAUGUUUUGUUCAGUUAUUCAAAAUUUGUGGCUGCCUGUAUUGGUAAUCGUGUUCAUCCUUGUGAUUUAAGAAUGCAUCUUAUGAAGGAAAUAUCAGGAAUGCCAACAACCCUAAACCCUGAAUCUUUUCCUGUUGCAAAAUCUCCAGAUGCAAUGGGCGGCUCAUCAAGCUCUGGUACAGCGAGGCUUGAUAAAGCAGAUAGCUUUCGUGCACUAUAAACCAAGGACCGAAAGUUAUGUAUUGCCUGGAUCCUGCUACUCUUUUUUUGUUUCUCUCCGCCCGUAUAUGUAAAAAGAUGGCGAAUGUUUAGUAUUGGCAUGGUGCCUGGGGUUGGACUCAAAAUGAUUGUGAAUAUGUUUACAAUUUUAAAAUUUUAUGCCAUUGGUUACUACUCUAGUUCAAAAGAAUCAAAAACAAAA
Messenger RNA from Amaranthus tricolor (Joseph's coat), 666 nucleotides. RefSeq lists its product as uncharacterized. The transcript has 3 exons. NCBI's taxonomy places the organism in Eukaryota, Viridiplantae, Streptophyta, Magnoliopsida, Caryophyllales, Amaranthaceae. The record is from RefSeq and is a predicted model, not a curated record. Bases 202 to 465 code for a protein of 87 amino acids.